AUGGAAGACCUGGCUCUACGAGCAGGCCUACAACCAGUGGACGGGGUUGACCCUGGUCGUAAUGUGGUGCGCCGGGCUCGAAGCGCUCCUCCCUCGUUGAACCUCCUGCGCAAUGCGGGCUUCGAGGAAGUGUCCAACGCAGCAGGCUGGCCGUCGCCCCUGUCGUCCUGGGUGCCGCUCGUCCCCGGCGCAGCAGGGCAGCAAGGACAGGCGGCGGAGGGGAUACAGGGGCAGGGGGAGGUGGCGGGGGAGGGGGGAGGGGGAGGGGAUGUUCCGCCCGGGGACCCGUCCGUUGCUGCUGAGGGCGGUCGGUUCGUUCGCCUGCAGCCCAGCGACGGCAGUGGCGGCACCGGUGGCGAGCUUUGGGGCAGCGGGGCGAGCGAGAGUGAAGGGGCAGUGUGGCCGGUGCAGGGAGUGGGGCAGCUGCUGUGUGUCGUAGACGGGGGAGAGCAGCAGCAGCAGCAGCCGCUGGGGGAGUUUUCGCUGUAUUUCUAUGCGAGGGCACGCGAGUGCAUGAUGGAUAUGUCUAUUGCCGCUGGAGUGCGGCCGAUGCGAGCAAUGAUCGUCGCCGUGCCCCUGCCACCAACACCAGCCACCGCCACUGUCAGCAGCACUGGCAGCAGCUUUAGCAGCAGCAGCAGCAGCAGCAGCGUGGACGAGGGCGACCUGCCCAGUGCGCUAGCAGCCGCGAUGAGCAGCGGAGAGAUGGUGGUGCUGCAUCAGUGGACCGUGGGCGUUCCCUUUCGCAACAACUCCUCUCUCUCGGGACUCCUGCCCUGGCGCCAGCACGGGCCCUUCUCCUUCCACCUCCCACCCUCCUCCGCCUCCGCCGCUGCUCUAUCCUUCCCGCCGCAAGGCGUGGCUCUGCACCUCGUGCUGCUGGAGGGAAAGGAGGCGGACAGCAGCAGUACGCCCUCUAGUGGUUCUGUGGAACUGCCUGUUCCCAUUGACGUGCCCGUUCCCUUACCUCCGACCUUGCCUGGGAGUGCGUCCGUGUCUGGGGGUGCUUCCGUGCCUUGGGGUGCGACUGUAGCAUCAACAGCAGCGGUGGAAGGCGGGUCACUGACGUCGGCGGCAGCGGCAGCGGGGAGCAUCGAUGUGGAUCUGAUCACGGUGGCUCCCAGAGGCACAGGUGCGCACAGAGGCACAGGUGCGCUCAGAGGCACAGGUGCGCUUAGAGGCACAGGUGCGCUCAGAGGCACAGGUGCGCUCAAAGGCACAGGUGCGCUCAGAGGCACAGGUGCGCUCAGAGACACAGGUGUGAUUCCUGAGAUCACAGCGGCCUCCGCCCCUCCGUCCUUCUCCUACUCCCCAUUAACCUCCUCCUCUCCCCUCCUCACCUCCGGCUCGGCUCGCCUCCUUUCCUCCUCGCUGCACCUCACCCCCCUCUCUCCCCCCCACCAAGCGGGCCUUGCCCUGCACCCCACGCCCUUCCCCCUCGUCUCCCCCGCCUCCCCCACCUCCCCCUGCCGCCCCUACUCCUUCUCCUCCUCCUUCUCCUUCCGUCUCUCCUCCCCCCAAUCCGCUGCUGCUCUCGGGGCCGACGGCUUUGCUUUCGUUCUCCUGCCCGACCCGACCGUCGGACUGCCCGGGCCAAACAUGGGAUACGGCAGGAGGCCUUACAGGCAGGAGGAGAUGUUUGUGGAGGUGGAAGGGGGGGAAGAACAAUUGUGUGAGGUAGAGAACGGGGCCGUUACAUGCACCACGAUUGGCGGCAGCAGCGGCAGUAGCGUCACCGUCAACAGCAGCCUGCCACAUCAGCACAGCCUGGCAGUGGAGUUUGACACGUCAUCAACCCGUCUGUUUUCGGACCCAACCACUCACCACGUGGGGGUGGACGUGGAUUACAGCAUGACGUCAGCAGGCCAUGCGUGUGUGCACCCCGUGGGCAUCCCCUGGCUGGGCGGCAACGAGACGCUGCAUGCGUGGGUGGCCUACAACGCCACCGCCUCGCUGCUCUCCGUGCGCCUCUCCUCCUCGCCCGCCAUGCCCCCCUCCGCCCUCCUCUCCCUCCCCUUCAAUGCCUGUGACCUCUUUCACUCCCCUCCGAAGGAGGACGGCGGGGAGGGGGAGGCCGUGUUGGUGCAUGCAGGGUUUGCAGCCGGCACGGGGCUGCUGCCGCUGCACACUCAGACGCACGACAUCCUCUCCUGGGCCUUCCAGGUCGAUACCCAAGCCCCUCCACUGUUGCAUGUGUGGCUGACGUCCUCUUUCCUCUCCGCUACCGGCUCUGUGUGUUGCCCGGUGCACGACAUCCUCUCCUGGUCCUUCCACGUGGACAACCACAGUGAGAUGGAGUGGAAGGAGAUGGAGGAGGUGUGGGGCAAGGGGGGAACGGGGGGAAGGGGUUGGUUCUCCUACUACCAAAUCCCUCCGCUCAUCUGUCCCCUCCCCCUUCGCUUCAACCUUACUUACUCCUACAUGUUUCCUUCCUCACUUACUUUCCCCUUGUGCUCCCUGCACCCCUCCUUCCUCACUUACUUUCCCCUUGUGCUCCCUGCAACCCUCCUUCCUCACUUACUUUCCCCUUGUGCUCCCUGCACCCCUCCUUCCUCACUUACUUUCCCCUUGUGCUCCCUGCGCCCACACCCUUCCCCCCCAGCGCCCACUCCUCUCCCCGUGUGGCAGCCGCAGUCGCUCGUCUUGCCCUUCCUCACACCAGCCGCGCCUUUCACUACCUCGGGUGCAGCUCGCCUCGGCUUCUCCUCGCUGCAACUCACCCCGGGCAACCAGGACCAGGAGGCAGGCGCUGCCUUCUUCCCCCUCCCCCUGCCCCUGCUCUAUGGGAAGAAUGGUGGAAAGACUGAUGCACUGGUGUGCAAGGCUCGGUCCUUCACCUCGUGGUUUGCUUUUGAGCUCAAGGGAAAAGAGACCAAUGGGUUUGGGGUGGUUUUCGUGCUACGGCCAGGGGUGGGUCAAGGAGGGACGGACAUGGGAUACGGCCGGGAGUCGGACAAGAGGGAUGCGAAUGGGACAUGGGCGGAUGGAGGGAGGAGUAUGGAGCGCUUUUCCCCUUUCGUCCAUCAUCUUCUCCUCCUUGUCUCUCCUUGUCUCUCCUCUCCUCACUCCCCAUGCCACACAGACGUCAACCCAUGCACGGCAUGGGACGUGAAUCCAUGCGGUGCUGGCAGGUGCACUGCGGUGAGCACUGACACGUGUGCGCCUGGCGUGUGCCUGGAGGGCUAUGAUGCCUCCUCCUUCUGCCUCUGCCCGCCCUCCUUCUUCCCCCUCGACUACUCUAACCCCCUCAAGCAACCCUUGAGUGAGUCUGCUACUCGAGUGCCAUUCUUCCCAGCACCCCCCGGCCUCACAUGCCCUCUGCUGCUCGACAUCUUUGACCUCUCACCUCAAGAGCUGCUGGGGAGCAACAAGGUGAAGCUUGCUGAUGAGCACCAACACCCCCACCUUCCCCGUGGCGGCCUGCACGGAUCACAAGGCUCUCGAGCCCGGCCUGCACACGUGCCAGCAGGUCGCGGCGUUCGGCUACGGGUGGAGCCGCAUGGGCUACUCUCCACUACCACUUCCCCCUCCCCAUCCUCUUCCCCCUUCCCAUCCCCCUUCCCAUCCCCCUUCUUCCACCCCCCCCCCCUCCCCCCCCCCACUCCCCCUCCUGCUCCCCCUCCCCCGUUGCAUCUCCAUCCUCCCUGCAGCGCGUGUGUGUGGAGAACAGCACCAACACCCCCACCUUCCCACCUGCACACGUGCCAGCAGGUCGCGGCGUUCGGCUACGGGUGGAGCCGCAUGGGCUACUCAAAGACCUUCCGCAUCAACCCCGCUCUCUACUGCGACCACCUGCUGCCCAGUGCAGCUGGGUGGGACGACUCUGUUCUCGACAGGGUGAGCGCAUUUGGCUUGCACGUGAAAGCUAAGUCUUUCUGA
Molecule: messenger RNA, 3879 nt
Organism: Closterium sp. Naga37s-1
Lineage: Eukaryota; Viridiplantae; Streptophyta; Zygnematophyceae; Desmidiales; Closteriaceae
Source: the annotation of a GenBank genome assembly